UUGAGCCUCUGAUUUAAUUUGUUCAGCCUUAGCCCUAUUAAUCAAUGAAGCAUUUAUAUCUUGUGAAAAUAAAAGGAAUAAAAUAAAAAAGCUAUCCCCUUCACUAUAUCGCAAAUCCGACCAGAGAGUAUCCGUUGCCUUCUCUCCCUUGCACAAUCGCGAUGACGGACCGAAGACCAGUCUUAAAACGACAUCGCUUUACUAUCCCCUCUUUCCUUCCUUUAUCUAGCGCUCUUUCGCGGUUUCACUGAACCUGCUUCUCCACUUUCUCACCGUCACCGUCUGCUACCGAAAUGGAGCCAGACGUAAGCAUCGAGACAUCCUGCAUGAUCCGCGUCGCAGUCCUCCCUAUCGGUCCUGUCCCGCCCAACAUCCUGCGCGACUAUUACUCCAUGUUCCUGCGUUACCACACGAUUUCUCUCUCCUCCAUCAGUUCCUUCUACACUGAGCACCAGAAAUCCCCCUUUGCCAAUCAGCCAUGGGACAACGGCUCUCUUCGAUUCAAGUUCAUACUCGGAGGCUCCCCUCCCAGUCCAUGGGAGGAUUUCCAGUCAAAUCGCAAGAUCCUCGCCAUUAUCGGCGUCUGCCACUGCCCCUCCUCGCCUGAUCUUGACUCUGUCGUCGAUCAAUUUACCGCUGCGUGUAAAAGUUAUGCCUCUGCGCUUGUGACGCGGUGUUUCUUUUGCCCCUGCGAUUCUCAGCUGGAGGAUGGUGCAAAAAAGGGAGAGAAACUAAAAUUGUUUCCUCCGGCAGACCGCCAAACGCUGGAUAUCCACUUGCAAACUAUGAUGCAAGAAAUUGCCGCUUCAUUGUUAAUGGACUUCGAGAAGUGGGUUCUACAGGCUGAAUCUGCUGGAACUAUUCUCAAGACGCCUUUAGAUUCUCAAGCCAGUCUAUGCUCAGAGGAGGUGAUCAAAGCCAAAAAGAGAAGACUGGCUCGUGCGCAGAAGACAAUGGGGGAUUACUGUUUGAUGGCGGGGUCACCUGUUGAUGCGAAUGCCCACUAUUCCACUGCCUUAGAAUUAGCUAGAUUGACUGCGGAUUUCUUCUGGUAUGCUGGGGCUUUGGAGGGUAGCGUUUGUGCAUUGCUGAUAGAUCAAAUGGGCCAAAAGGAUGCAGUUUUUGAGGAUGAGGUCAGGUGUCGCUACAGUAGUGUGAUAUCACAUUACAAAAAGUCGUUUACACCAGACAAUGCGCAAAGAGUUUCACCUUUAAGCUUUGGACUUGAAGCUACUCUGAAAUUGGCAAGAUUCCUUUGUAGAAGAGGAAUCACUAAGGAUGUGGUGGAGUUGCUAACCUGUGCUGCGAAUGGUGCGAAAUCCUUGAUUGAUGCCAGCGAUAGACUCAUAUUGUAUGUUGACAUAGCUCGCUUAUUUGGGUCUCUCGGUUAUCAGAGGAAAGCUGCCUUUUUCUCAAGGCAAGUGGCACAGUUGUAUAUACAACAAGAAAAUAGCUUGGCAGCUAUCAGUGCUAUGCAAGUUUUGGCAAUGACUACAAAAGCCUAUCAUGUUCAGAGUAGAGCGUCCUUCAAUCAUCCUCGUUCAAGUGAGGAGAUUGGAUCAAGCUGUGCUGAUAAUUGGAAAAUGCAUCACCCAUCAGUAGUCUCUUUAUUCGAAUCUCAGUGGAGCACUCUGCAGAUGGUUGUACUGAGGGAGAUACUUCUGUCUGCCAUUCGUGCAGGAGAUCCCCUUGCUGCAUGGAGUGCUGCUGCACGGUUACUAAGAUCAUAUUACCCUCUAAUCACGCCAGCUGGACAGUAUGGCCUUGCUAGUGCACUUAAUAAUUCAGCUCAGAGGUUGCCUUCCGGAGCUCGCUGUGCUGACCCCGCCUUGCCUUUUGUAAGGUUAUAUUCCUUUCCAUUCCAUCCCUGUCAAAUGGACAUUAUAAAACGCAAUCCAGGAAGAGAAGACUGGUGGGCCGCAUCUGCACCUUCAGGGCCUUUUAUUUACACCCCAUUCAGCAAAGGGGAGCCAAAUGACAGCAGCAAGCUGGAGCUGACAUGGAUUGUUGGAGAACCAGUCCAUGUCUUGGUGGAGUUGGCAAACCCCUGUGGCUUUGAUUUAAGGGUUGAUAGUGUAUGCCUAUCUGUUCAUUCAGGAAAUUUUGAUGCUUUUCCUGUUGCUGUAGAUCUUCCACCUAAUUCAUCAAAGGUGAUCAUCUUAUCUGGAAUCCCCACGUCUGUGGGGUCGGUGACAAUUCCAGGAUGUAUUGUUCACUGUUUUGGUGUUAUAACUGAACACCUUUUCAGGGAUGUUGAUAAUCUGCUUCUUGGUGCAGCACAAGGACUUGUGCUUUCUGACCCUUUCAGAUGUUGUGGAUCUCCAAAGUUGAGAAAUGUGUUGGUUCCAAAUAUUUCUGUUGUACCUCCACUGCCAUUAUUAGUUUCUCAUGUUAUAGGUGGUGAUGGUUCAAUAGUUUUAUAUGAAGGUGAAAUACGUGAUGUCUGGAUUAGUCUGGCUAAUGCUGGCAUGGCUCCAGUUGAAGAAGCACAUAUCUCACUCUCUGGUAAAAACCAGGAUUCUGUUGUUUCAAUAGCAUAUGAAACCUUAAAAUCUGCACUUCCUUUGAAGCCUGGUACAGAAGUGAUCCUACCUGUGACAUUGAAAGCCUGGCAGCUUGGACCGAUAGACCCUGAUAUUACUGGGAGUAAACUUGCCUCUGGAAGUAUCAGGAGGAAGGACGGUAGCAGCCCCACAUUGUUGAUUCAUUAUGCUGGGCCAUCGAUCGACUCUGGAGAUCCUCCAAAAAAAGAAUCUGUUUUUCCUCCUGGUAGACGCCUGGUAGUUCCCUUGCACAUUUGUGUUCUGCAAGGUUUGUCUUUUGUAAAAGCUUGCUUACUUUCAAUGGAAAUUCCUGCACAUGUUGGCCUAAAUCUUCCAAAACCAGUUUGUGUUGGGAAUAAUGGUAGUAAAGAAGCUAUUGGUUCAAAAAGCAAGAUGGAUGGAUUGGUAAAAAUUGAUCCAUUCAGAGGAAGUUGGGGGCUACGUUUUCUUGAAUUAGAAUUGGCUAAUCCAACUGAUGUUGUGUUUGAAAUUUGCGUUUCUGUUCAGCUUGCCAACUGUGAGGAUAAGUUGGAUAACCUUUCUGCUAUUGAAGAUGCUGCUGAAUCCAGUUAUCCAAAAACAAGAAUUGAUAGGGAUUACUCUGCAAGGGUAUUAAUACCACUGGAGCAUUUCAAGUUACCCAUUCUUGAAGGUUCCUUUUCCAUUAAGGAUCUUCAGCCUGAUGGUGCUUGCAGAAGUUCAAGCUUCUCAGAAAAGAAUGCUAAGGAUGAAUUAAAUGCUUCAAUUAAGAAUCUCAUUUCCAGGAUAAAGUUGAGGUGGUAUUCAGGACAGAACAGCUUUGGAGAACUGAAUGUGAAGGAUGCCAUACAUGCAGCGCUUCAGACAUCUGUUUUGGAUGUAUUGUUGCCGGACCCAUUGACAUUUGGCUUCAGGCUUAUUAGAAAUAAUGUCCCAGAAGAAUCUGCCAUGCACCAUGACUCCAGGUCUGAAGAUUCUGUAAAUGUUCAUGACAUGACACCGAUGGAGGUCAUAGUUCGCAACAACACUAGGGAAAUCAUUAGGAUGAGUCUUAGCGUUACGUGCAGGGAUGUGGCUGGAGAGAAUUGCAUCGAGGGUACGAAGGCCACUCUCCUAUGGGCUGGUGUUCUGAAUGGGAUUGCCAUGGAGGUUCCCCCACUUAAAGAAUCUAAGCAUUCUUUCUCGUUGCAUUUUCUCAUCCCUGGGGAGUACACUCUAGUAGCUGCUGCUGUGAUUGAAGAGGUGAAUGAUAUCCUCAGAACCCGUGCAAAAACUGAUUCAGUUGAUGAGCCGAUAUUCUGUCGAGGUCCCCCAUUCCAUGUACGUGUUAUUGGAACUGGUUGACUGUUGUACCCAGAAUGGUCAAAUCCUCUUACUGUAGAUUAUAUCAGUUCCGAAGAGUGCUCCACGAAAUUGGCAGAUGUUUUCAUAGCCUUUCAGCAUCGUUAUUGAUCCACAUUGAAUGCAUUCCAGAAGCGAUUCCCUUCUGGUUGAUCUGCAGAUGGAUUUAAUUUAUGUAUAUUUAGGAUUUUGAUGCGCUUGUAAAUUUGUUUUCUGCCACAUACCAUUUCAGCUUUUCCAGUGGGGGAAUCAAUUGAUUCCAGACCUCGAAGGAGUAGAAAACUGGAGGGAGAUUUUAUUGAUAUUAUUGUAAUUUUGUAUGAUCAUUGACAUGGGCGAGUACAUGUGGGUAUGGUUGCGUGAUCAAUUUAUUAUUCAGAAAAACAGCAUUUGGGAGAAGAAUUUAUCUUGUAAUUCUAUGGUUGCGUCAAAAUUAAAAUGUUACAUCAUCAUUUUAGGCCA
This is a messenger RNA of Manihot esculenta (cassava), 4325 nucleotides long. Its product is annotated as trafficking protein particle complex II-specific subunit 120 homolog. Gene Ontology annotation, cellular component: trans-Golgi network. The transcript is spliced from 10 exons. The coding region runs from base 294 to 3866 and encodes 1190 amino acids. The record is from RefSeq and is a predicted model, not a curated record. NCBI's taxonomy places the organism in Eukaryota, Viridiplantae, Streptophyta, Magnoliopsida, Malpighiales, Euphorbiaceae.